UCUAUUUUGCUGACCACGUUGCAAACACUGACCUCCCUUGUGCAGUCCAUGGUCAGUAACCAGAGGAGUAAUGCAUCUCCUUCCAGAGACACCACUGCGCCACUUAAGGAGAAGGCAUCAGCGGUGUCGUUUCAACAGUUCAUGGCGAUGCAGCCGCCUAUCUUUUCAGGAGGGUGCAGUCACGAUAAGGCAAAACAGUGGAUUGAGGAAGUUGAACGCAUCUUUGUGCUUCUGAAGAUGCCUGAGGAAGACAAAGUGAACUAUGGCACUUACCUGCUGAAAGGUGAUGCCAUGGAUUGGUGGAAAUCAACUCUUGAGAUCCGGUAUGCAGGCCAACCGUCAAUUUCUUGGAAGCAGUUUAGAGAUUCCUUCCUCAACACCUACUACCCAGUGCAUGCUAGAGACAAGAACAUGCAAGAGUUUCUUGAUCUACAGCAAAAUCAAAUGAGCUUGGAGGAAUAUAUUACAAGAUAUCGACACUUGGAGGCGUAUUGCCCACACUUCUACACCACAGACGGAGCUAGAGCAGGUAAGUUUGUGCGCGGUCUGCGGGAGGGACUGCGAACCAAAGUUUUGACGAGCAGACCUCGUGACUUGGACGAGGCGGUCACUAUGGCAAGAUGUAUAGAAGAAGACUGGGCGAGGACACAGAAGGAUCACCAGAAGAAAGCAAGCCAGCAUUCACAAGGUGGACGAGCCCAGGUGAAGCGCCACCACUUUGCAGGCAGGACAAGGCCUUAUGAGAGGCGGGAUGAUCGAACUUUCAGACGGAACCAGCCAACCCGUAGUGAGGCCACCCAGGGGUCAGUGGCUACUCCGACUUCUCAGAGGUGCCCUACUUGUUCGCGUGUGCACCCUGGAAAGCCGUGCUAUCGAGAGAUCGGAGCUUGCUUACACUGUGGAAGGAUGGGGCACUUUAUCAAGGAUUGUCCCUUAAGGAAAGAAAGAGAGUUGAAGAAGCCAGAGGCCGGUCCUUCUAGCGCACGACAGACGACUGGACGUGUCUAUGCUACUACCGUGGAGGAGCUUCAGGCACACGACCUUGUUGAAGGUUUUGGUGUACCCGGGGCAGCAGGCUGAGCAGAUGGCUACACUCACGUCCUACUGGGGAGGUUUUGGGUUUUGUUUUGUUCUUGUAGUGCCGGCGCGUCGGGUUUUUGGUUUUUACUGAUGCCUUGUUUUGAUGAGGCAUCGAUGUUGUGAUUUUGGGGCAUUUUUGUCAAAUGUACAAUUGAAUUGAAAUGCUAUAUAAUGGAAAGCUUGCCCCAUUGUUUUGA
Nymphaea colorata (pocket water lily) is the source of this 1277-nucleotide messenger RNA. RefSeq lists its product as uncharacterized. The coding region runs from base 49 to 1080 and encodes 343 amino acids. The transcript is spliced from 2 exons. Gene Ontology annotation, molecular function: zinc ion binding; nucleic acid binding. NCBI's taxonomy places the organism in Eukaryota, Viridiplantae, Streptophyta, Magnoliopsida, Nymphaeales, Nymphaeaceae. The record is from RefSeq and is a predicted model, not a curated record.